AUGGCGAAGGAGAAGACUCACAUCAACCUGGUGAUCAUCGGUCAUGUCGACAGCGGUAAGUCCACCACCACCGGCCACCUCGUCUACAAGUGCGGCGGCAUCGACCAGAGGAAACUGGAGAAGUUCGAGAAGGCCGCAGCGCUGAUGGGGAAGAGUUCCUUCAAAUUUGCCUGGGUGCUGGACAAGCUGAAAGCUGAGCGUGAGCGAGGAAUCACAAUUGACAUAUCUCUGCUGAAAUUCAGCACUCAAAAAUACUCCUUAACUCUCAUCGAUGCUCCUGGCCACCGCGACUUCAUCAAAAACAUGAUAACCGGGACGUCACAGGCUGACGUGGCCCUGCUGGUGGUCUCUGCUGCUAAAGGGGAGUUUGAGGCCGGCGUGUCGAGAAGCGGUCAGACCAGGGAGCACGCCCUGCUGGCCUACACUCUGGGGGUCAAGCAGAUCAUCGUCUGUGUGAACAAGAUGGAUCUGACUGAACCCCCUUACUGCCAGAAGCGCUUUGACGAGGUGGUCCGAGGCGUCGGCGGCUUCCUCAAGAAGAUCGGCUACAACGCCGCAACUGUGCCCUUUGUUCCCAUAUCUGGCUGGACUGGGGAGAACAUGAUCACUGCCACUCAGAGGAUGCCCUGGUUCCAAGGAUGGAAAUCCAAACGUAGGGAAGGGAAUGCAAGCGGGAGAACUCUCCUCGAAGUCCUGGACGCCAUUCAGCCCCCAGCGCGCUCCACCAACAAGCCCCUGAGGCUACCUCUGCAGGAUGUCUACAAAAUUGGAGGAAUUGGGACCGUGCCAGUGGGCAAGAUUGAAACCGGUGUCCUCAAACCAGGCAUGACCCUGAUGUUCUCCCCUGCCAAGAUCACAGCCGAGGUGAAGUCCAUUGAGAUGCACCACCAGGGGCUGGAGACGGCUCUGCCGGGACACAAUGUUGGCUUCAACAUUAAGAACGUGGCCGCCAAGAACCUGCGGCGCGGCGACGUAGCUGGCAACGCCCAGCAGGACCCUCCAUCGGACGUCAGCAGCUUUGUAGCGCAGGUGAUAAUCCUGAACCAUCCAGGGAAGAUUAAAGCCGGCUACUCCCCGGUCCUGGACUGCCACACCACCCAUGUGACCUGUCGCUUUGCUGAGCUGAUGGAGAAGAUCGACCGGCGCACCGGCAAAAAACUGGACGACCAUCCACAGGUCCUGAUGUCUGGAGACGCUGCUCUGGUCAAACUGGUGCCCAUCAAGCCCAUGUGUGUGGAGAGCUUCUUCAAGUACCCGUCCCUGGGUCGCUUUGCAGCCCGAGAUCUGAAGCAGACGGUCGCAGUUGGCGUCAUCAAGUCGGUGCAGAAGGACCAAGGGUCAAAACUUCCCCUCAAGAGGUCAAGUGUGUAAAUGGGUUUAGUUUGUGAAAGUUUAGUUUUUACCAGUAAAUCCUGGUAUGUCUGCUUUGAACAGUUUUAUUUUGUAAAAAGCUAAUUUUAUUUUUAUGUUUAACUGAUUAUUCCUGUGUUUAAAUCCAGAAGAUUCUGUGUAGACCUGAACGGUACA
This is a messenger RNA of Pseudoliparis swirei, 1527 nucleotides long. It is a transcript of the gene eef1a1l3, whose product is annotated as eukaryotic translation elongation factor 1 alpha 1, like 3. The transcript is spliced from 7 exons. The record is from RefSeq and is a predicted model, not a curated record. Gene Ontology annotation, molecular function: translation elongation factor activity; GTP binding; GTPase activity. Gene Ontology annotation, biological process: translation; translational elongation. The coding region runs from base 1 to 1371 and encodes 456 amino acids. Lineage: Eukaryota; Metazoa; Chordata; Actinopteri; Perciformes; Liparidae.